Prunus armeniaca (apricot) is the source of this 2451-nucleotide messenger RNA. NCBI's taxonomy places the organism in Eukaryota, Viridiplantae, Streptophyta, Magnoliopsida, Rosales, Rosaceae. The record is from the annotation of a GenBank genome assembly.
AUGGGUGAUAACUCCAUUGUUGGUGCUGUUGCUGCUGCCUCUGCAAAUUUGUGUGUUUUUGAUUCUAUUCCAGGUACUGGCUCCAACACUUGGAUAAUUGACACUGGUGCUUCUGAUCAUAUGACUUAUGAUGCUAAAUUUUUUGAUGAGUUGUCUAGUAACACUCGUGACCCAUACAUAACUAGUGCUAAUGACUUGCCCUCUCCAAUUACUGGUGAGGGCAUAAUCUUUCUCACUCAUACUCUAUCCUUGUCUCAUGCGUUACUAGUUCCCAAUAUCUAUUGUAACUUGUUAUCUGUUGGUCGAUUACUUGAUACAAUUAAUGUUUCUGCUACUUUAUAUCCUACGCAUUGCUAUUUUCAGGAUCUCAAGACUCACGAGAUGAUUGAGCAUGAGUUCUAUACUAUGGUGUCUACUCAAUUUCAUGCUAGGGUCAAAGUAUUAUGGACUGAUAACGGAGGCAAAUAUGUGAAUAACACUUUGACAUCUUUCUUCUAUGCUCAAGGUAUUAUUCACCAAACGACAACCUCAUUUACUCCUCGGCAGAAUGGUGUGUCUGAACGCAAGAAUUGUCAGUUACUUGAAGUUGCCCGCUCCCUUAUAUUGGACAUGUCUGUUCCCCAUCAUCUUUGGGGGCAUGCUGUUUUAUUUGCUGCCUAUUUGAGUAAUCGUACUCCUAGCUGGGUUCUUGAUUUCAAGACUCCACAUGAUGUGUUUGGUGACUAUGUUUUCCCUGUCUCAGUCUCCAAGUUGCCCCCUAAAGUUUUUGGGUGUGUUGCCUAUGUUCAUGUCUACUCUUAUCAACGGAGUAAACUUGAUCCUUGUGCUAUGCGAUGUGUCUGUAUUGGUUACUCUUCUACUCAGAAAGGUUAUAAGUGCUAUCAUCCACCUAUCCAAAAGGUGCAUGUUACUUUGGACGUAACUUUUCAUGAAGAAGUGCCCUAUUAUGUCUCUCCAUCCUCUCCAAUUCAGGAGGAGAGGGGGAGUGAAUUAGAGAGUCUUGGAUUAGAGAAUGAUGUGUUUGAAGACACUGCUAUCAGGAAGGAAAUGACAUGUCGCACUGAAGCAAGUGACCAGUCACCCAUAUCUAAAGAUGAAACUUGUGGUCCCUGUGAAGAAACGACUAAUCGCCCUUUGGAAUUCGACCAGUCGCCCAUAUCUAUAGAUGAAGUAGGUGCUCUCGAUGUCGAAACGACCGGUCACACUGAAGCAAGUGACCAGUCGCUUGUAUUUGAAAAUAAUGACAGUGAUUCUUGUAUGGAUGAGUUCGAUGCAAUACCCCUCUGCCCUGCCAGUGCCUCAAUAUGGGUGUUUUCUUUGAAGCAUAAAGCUGAUGGUUCCAUUAACUGUUACAAGGCUAGAUUGGUAGCAUAUGGUUAUACUCAGAUCUAUGGAGUGGAUUAUUUGGAGACCUUUGCUCUAGUGGCAAAGCUCAAUACUGUGCGUGAGGAGAUUUACAUGGAUUUCCCUCAUGGUAUUCCUGUAACCUCUAAGAAGGGUAUUGUGUGUAAGCUGCAGAAGUCUUUAUAUGGAUUGAAGCAGUCUCCAAGAGCGUGGUUAGGGAGAUUUGCAACAUCUAUGAAGAAAUUUGGAGAUGAUCAUGCAGAAAUGCAAAAUCUUCAGAAGUAUCUGGCUUAUGAGUUUGAGAUGAAGUCAUUGGGUGAUUUGAAGUACUUUCUUGGGAUUGAAGUUGCCAGAUGUAAACAUGGUAUCUUUUUGUCUCAAAGAAAGUAUAUUUUGGAUUUACUUGCAGAGACUGGAAUGUUAGAUUAUAAACCAAUUGAUACCCCUAGUGAACAGAAUCAUAAGUUAGGGUUGUAUCCUAAUCAAGUCCCUACAGAUAAAGAGCGUUAUCAACGACUUGUGGGGAAAUUGAUUUAUUUAUCUUAUACACGUCCUGAUAUUGCAUAUGCAGUGAGUGUAGUGAGUCAGUUUAUACAUUCUCCUAGUGAAGAUCACAUGAGUGCUGUGAUGCGCAUCUUAAGGUAUUUGAAAGUAACUCCUGGAAAGGGGUUAAUGUUUUGCAAGAAUGGUCAUACAUAUGUGGAAGGGUAUACAGAUACUGAUUGGGCUGGUUCAGUCACUGAUAGACGUUCUACGUCUGGGUCUAGUGCCGAGGCCGAGUACCGUGGGAUGGCUCAAGGUGUGUGCAAGUUAUUAUGGUUGAGAAGAUUGUUGAGAGAUCUUGGGUUUGGACCCAAGAAACCCAUGGAUUUGUAUUGUGAUAAUAAAGCUGCAAUUGUGCAUAACCCUGUGCAACAUGAUCGUACAAAGCACGUGGAGGUUGAUCGACAUUUUGUUAAAGAGAAGUUGGAUGCUGAAAUUAUUUCUUUUCUGUUUAUAUCAUCCGAGUAUCAACUGGCAGAUGUUCUUACGAAAGCUGUGUCUACUACGGUCUUUCUCAACUCACUUGACAAGUUGGGCAUGCGUGACAUCUUUGCUCCAACUUGA